Messenger RNA from Caenorhabditis auriculariae, 1919 nucleotides. The record is from the annotation of a GenBank genome assembly. NCBI's taxonomy places the organism in Eukaryota, Metazoa, Nematoda, Chromadorea, Rhabditida, Rhabditidae.
AUGGCCCUACAGGACGCCGACUCAAAUACCAAGGUUCGUUUAUUGGAUUCAAAAGAAAAAAUGCAUCAUUCAAAAAGUCGUUGAAUUUUGUAAGACCUGAAGGAAAAUUUGGAGAUGAGUAUUACCAAAUUAACUACGUUUCCUUCCUCAAAGAUCUUCUAGGAACUUACAGCAAUGGUUUCAGGCGUACCGCGUUAUCGGCUACGUUACGGUUACCGUAUCGACGCUGGCAAUCAUUUCAAUUUGUGUGACGCUUCCCAUCGUCCACAACUAUGCACGUCAUCUGCAAGCUCAAAUGAAGACUGAAAUGUCUCAUUGCCAGGUAGGAUUUUAACCAGAGCUUCAUAAAUGAAAAAUAAUGUCAUAGAGCAACGCCAAAGUUCUUUGGAACGACGUCUACGCCUUGCGGGCUUCGUUUGUCGCCCGAGGAAACAGAACGGCCCGACAGGCAGGCUACGAUUUCGGCGCAGACGAGGUUAUUCAAGACUUGCUUGUCAAGAGACUGAGACAUGACUUAGACGACGCCUUUUUCUGCUCCGAAACACAAUCAGCCGUCGACUCCGGUUGAACAAAACGAAGACCAAAGUGUGAGGCGUCGAAAGAAAGUAAUAAAAUGAAAAAAAAAACUUUAAGCAAGGUUACGAUAGCUUGCCUUCAUCUCCGCCUGAACCCUCGACAAAAAAACCAAGAAUAUCUUCCACCACUGCUGCCCAAACAACUACAACGACAGCUGCUAGAACUACCAAGGCUCCAGUUACGACUACUGAGACCGCAACCACGGCCAAGUCGGCUCCAACCUACGGCAGCGCCAGCGAAGGCGUCGUUGAGAGCAGUGUAGAGGUCGAGGCCCCUACCACUCGUCGUCAUCUUGAGACCACCACCAAGGAGCACACAACUUCGACAUUUGUUGAGGAAACUACGACUGCGCAUUUCGAAGUUAGACAUCUUAUCAUUUAUAUUGACUCACUAAAAGAAAACAGGAUUGAAAAAAAUUAGAAAAAAGUUUUUUCUUCAGUGAAUAUAGCCUCUGGAAACUGUUUUAAACCAAAUGAUUUAAAUUUUUAUUCAAGCUGAAUAUGAAAUCGCUACUGGUAAAAAGGUUGUCGAAAGCUUUUUCAAAUUAAAAAUUACUAUCUCAAUACGUCGUUAAUUCAAAUCCCUUAGAAAAAAAAACAAAAAAAAUGCAACAAAAUAAGCGGUUGAUUUUGAAGAUACUCAAAAUGAACUUUAGGAAGAAGAGGAGGAAGAGGAGGACCAAUGCGAAAACUGCUGCAUUGCUGGACCUCCAGGACCACCAGGACCGCCUGGAAGGCCAGGAGCCAGCGGAAAAGCAGGCGCCAACGGCCUCGGUGGCAAUCCAGGAAGACCGACAGACAAGCCAUGCGAGGCUGUGACGGUGCCUCCAUGCAAGCCUUGCCCACCUGGUCCAACCGGACCUCCAGGAAAGCCAGGGCCACCAGGAAAAAACGGCGACCUCGGUCAGUACGGCAAGAAAGGAUCUCCAGGCCCAGCGGGACCUCAAGGGCUCAAAGGUCGUCGAGGAGAUAAGGGCAAGGAUGGUCUCGCCGGAGAGUCCGGAGAGCCAGGAAGACCGGCUGAGAACGUCGCCCCGACACCUGGUCCAAAAGGACCAGCCGGACCGCCAGGAAAGAAAGGUCCUCGUGGAGCUCCUGGAGUUCCUGGGAAAGACGGAGAGCCUGGCGCCAAAGGCGAGCCUGGAGCCAAGGGCUCUGACGGAGAGACUGGACCUGACGGCAACCCCGGAGCUCCUGGCAAACCAGGAAUCGACGGAAACGACGGUGAAAAGGGUAUUUGUCCCAAGUAAGACAGUUUACAGAUCUCAAGAAAAAUAUGAUGCAUUUUUGAGGUAUUGCGCAGCGGACGGCGGUAUUUUCUUCGAGGACGGAACCCGGCGUUGA